GGCCUGCCGCGAACUAGAACUUGCGAUGUAGCAACGAGCAAGCUUCCUAAUGCCUAUUUGCCAACGGCGAUGCUGCUUCACUCGUAACAAACCGACCCAGCAUCCAUCCUUCCACAAACCCGGCUCUUCCUAACCGACCCCCACCCCCUCGCCAGGCGCCAUGUCCCGCAAGGGCGUCGGCCUGGCGGCCUUCGACCGCAGCCGGCUGACGUCGGCGCAGUACGCCAGCCACGGCUCGACGCUGCGGACGACGGACGCGGCGGCUCUGGAGACGCAGCUGGCCGUGUUCCGGUCGCUGGUGCAGCAGUUCGCCCAGACGCACGCCAAGGACAUCCGCUCCGACCCCUCCUUCCGCGCCCAGUUCGCCCGCAUGUGCGCCGCCAUCGGCGUCGACCCGCUAGCGAGCAGCAGCGGCGGCUCCGCGGGUGGAGGCGGCGGUGGUGGUAUGGGCUCGUCAGUCUGGGCGCAGCUGCUGGGGAGGUCGGUCAAUGACUUCUACUUUGAGCUGGCGGUCAGGGUGGUGGAGGUGUGUGGGGAGACAAGGGGGGAGAAUGGGGGGCUGAUCGAGGUGCGAAAGGUGAGGGAGAGGAUUGUCAGGGCGAGGAUGGAGGGUGCGUCGGAUAUCACGGAGGACGAUAUCCUUCGCGCUGUUGGGACGCUCAAACCUCUUGGGUCGUCGUACUCGGUCAUUAAAGUCGGGAGUAAGCCGUAUAUACGCUCGGUUCCUAAGGAGCUCAACAUUGAUCAGAGUGCCGUGCUCGAGGCGGUCCAGGUGCUUGGAUACGUCAGCGUGUCCAUGCUUAUGGUGAAUCUCAGGUGGGCCAGGGCGAGGGCCCAGACAGCUGUUGAGGAUCUCGUCGGCGAGGGCAUGUUGUGGGUCGACAAGCAAAACCAAGAAUUGGAGUUUUGGAGCCCGGGUUUCAUGCUGGAGGCCCCAGAGGCCACAUCGCUGGGCUGAGAGUGCAAGCUAUGACGGGCGAUAACCAGACGAAGGGGCCAUUAUCAUAACAUACACAGAUAUCCGGAUCGGCAAGUGAGAUCGGCAUCUUCUACGGA
This is a messenger RNA of Phialemonium atrogriseum, 1056 nucleotides long. Its product is annotated as EAP30/Vps36 family-domain-containing protein. The record is from RefSeq and is a predicted model, not a curated record. The transcript is spliced from 2 exons. Gene Ontology annotation, biological process: protein transport to vacuole involved in ubiquitin-dependent protein catabolic process via the multivesicular body sorting pathway. Lineage: Eukaryota; Fungi; Ascomycota; Sordariomycetes; Cephalothecales; Cephalothecaceae. Gene Ontology annotation, cellular component: ESCRT II complex. The coding region runs from base 161 to 958 and encodes 265 amino acids.